This is a messenger RNA of Acanthisitta chloris (rifleman), 1547 nucleotides long. RefSeq lists its product as uncharacterized. Gene Ontology annotation, molecular function: CCR4-NOT complex binding. Gene Ontology annotation, biological process: Rac protein signal transduction. The transcript has 7 exons. NCBI's taxonomy places the organism in Eukaryota, Metazoa, Chordata, Aves, Passeriformes, Acanthisittidae. The record is from RefSeq and is a predicted model, not a curated record. The annotation marks the transcript as partial.
AGCAAAUCUGCUGCCUUCCCACUGCUGAUACAGAUUACACAGAUGCUUGCCUUUCUGAAAUGCCUUUUGUGAAACCUAUGUACACAGUCCUGCACUGUAACUGUACAUAACGAGAUACGCCAGGAAGGAAUUUGACAAGUGAUUGUUAAUUCAAGAACGCUUAGGACAAGCACUCACUUAUGUAUUGCUGUAGUGCACAAGAAAGCAAAAUGGACUACAAGCGACGCUUUUUGCUUGGCGGGUCCAAGCAGAAAGUGCAGCAACACCAGCAGUACCAAAUGCCCGAGCUGGGCAGGACCCUGAGCGCCCCUCUGGCAUCGCCCACCCCGACCUCCCCCCUGGCGUCCUCGGCUGCUGCGGGCGGCUGCACCCACCCCGUGUCCCACACGACUCCGAUCGCAGACAUCCAGCAGGGAAUCUCCAAAUACCUGGAUGCACUCAACGUGUUUUGCCGUACGAGCACUUUCCUCACAGACCUUUUCAGCAGCGUGUUUAGGAACUCGCACUAUUCUAAGGCAGCUAUGCAACUGAAAGACGUGCAGGAACAUGUCAUGGAAGCAGCGAGUCGACUCACAGCAGCAAUAAAACCAGAAAUAGCAAAAAUGCUGAUGGAACUGAGUGCAGGAGCUGCAAACUUCAAAGAUCAAAAAGAGUUCAGCCUACAAGAUAUUGAGGUACUUGGGCGAUGUUUCUUGACGGUGAUGCAGGUCCACUUCCAGUUCCUCUCACAAGCUCUGCAGAAAGUCCAGCCGGUGGCACACUCCUGCUUUGCUGAAGCUGUAGCUCAGGAGAGAAAGAACAUUAGUGGGACUGGAGGCUCAAAUUUAAGCCCCACAAGUGAGUUAGAAGAUGCAAUAAGAUCGUGGAGAGGAGCAGCAGAGGCCACAUCUCGACUGCGAGAAAGAGGCUGUGAUGGAUGCUUGGCAGGAAUUGAAGUUCAGCAACUUUUCUGCUCACAGAGUGUGGCAAUCCCUGAACAUCACCUCAAAGAACUAAACGUGAAAAUUGACAGUGCUUUGCAGGCUUACAAAGUGGCUCUGGAGAGUUUGGGCCAUUGUGAAUAUGCAAUGAAGGCUGGCUUCCACCUGAACCCAAAAGCUAUUGAAGCAAGUCUUCAGGGCUGUUGCAGUGAAGCUGAAGCCCAGCAAACAGGAAGGAGACAGACUCCACCUCAGCCCAUUCAGUGUGAGCUGCCCACUGUACCUGUGCAGAUCGGGUCCCAUUUCCUCAAAGGAAUCUCCUUUAAUGAGUCGGCAGCAGAGAACCUGAAGCUGAAAACGCACACGAUGCUGCAGCUGAUCAAGGAAGCUGGGUGCCACAAUGGACUGACACCGCGGGACGACUCUCCUGUUACUGAAGUACUAAACCAGGUUUGCCCUUCCACUUGGAGAGGAGCCUGCAAAACUGCUGUGCAGCUGUUGUUUGGCCAGGCUGGACUGGUGGUUGUGGACACGGCACAGAUUGAAAAUAAAGAAGCCUAUGCUCCUCAGAUAAGUUUAGAAGGAUCAAGAAUUGUGGUGCAAGUUCCAUCAACUUGGUAAAUAAAA